Phytophthora nicotianae INRA-310 is the source of this 1827-nucleotide messenger RNA. Its product is annotated as TKL protein kinase. Bases 1 to 1764 code for a protein of 587 amino acids. Gene Ontology annotation, biological process: protein phosphorylation. The transcript has a single exon. Gene Ontology annotation, molecular function: protein kinase activity; ATP binding. Lineage: Eukaryota; Oomycota; Peronosporomycetes; Peronosporales; Peronosporaceae. The record is from RefSeq and is a predicted model, not a curated record.
AUGUCAUGGUUCCGGGCGGUUGCGGUGGCUCCGCUGCUCGUGACGCCCUCGUUUGCGACGAACUGGUCUGCGAGAGAGCUCUACUCGGGAAGUCACUGCGCUGGGACGCCUAACGUGCUUAAAAUGAUCGAAACAGAUACCUGCGACCCGCAAGCCUGUACGCCACAUGAUCUCGGGGGCUACACCCUGUUCGUGGCCGCAUCUUGUAACGUUACGGACCGGUUCAAGUACACAGGAGAGCGAUUCCAAGGCUUCGACUACGUCAUGAUGGAGGAGUACGACGGUGUCGGGUGUGCAAAUUUAGUCCAAACUACCGUCUAUCCAGCGUCAGGAACGUGUGAAAAAUCCUCGGCACUUGCCAACACGUCCGAUAUCGUUAGUCUCUAUUCGAACGGUACAGCGGUUGUCCUCCUGUUCGAUGACGGUGACUGCGGUAGCAAACCCACACUGCAGUUUGAGCUGGACAGAGAGGCAAUCUCGAACGGCGAUUGCAUUCAAGACCACUACAGAUUCUACACAGGCACGGCAUCCAGCAGAACAGCCUCUAGUAGCUCAGCUUAUUCCUAUGAAAACAGCCAAGGCAAAUGGAGCUUCAGUGACAGUUCCGAUGGCCUCGGUUGGGGUGCCAUCACAGCCAUCGUGGUCGGCUCUGUCGCGUGCGUCGCGUUCCUGGCUUUCGCCACUUUCAAGUACGUUCGACGGCGCUACGAUGACAACCUUUCUAAGGACACAGGCAUCGCUGCGCUGGCUGCUAGUUAUGCCGGCUACCCGACACCAGAGAGCGCUCUGAACGCGAUCACGUUAGGCUCUGAAGCUUCGUACUCACAGGGAAGUACUGAGGAAGAGGAGAAGCCACGGAGUCGUCGUGUUUUAAGUGGUACAAGUGGCUUGUGGGACGACGAGAUCAUCAUCACAGCUCGCGUCCCACGCGAGAAGGUAAUAGUGCAGGAACUUAUCAGCCGAGGAGGCUACGGCGAAGUCUACUCGGGUAUGUUUAACGAUGAACCAGUGGCUGUUAAGAUGCUGCUGCCGGAAAUGCGCAAGAGCAUCAGCCACUUGAACGCCUUCUUGGCCGAGGUGAAGCUCAUGGCAACACUGAAUCACGAACGCAUCGUUCAAUUCGUUGGAGUUGCGUGGGACUCACUCACCGACCUCUGUGUUCUAUCGGAGUUCAUGGAAGGUGGAGACCUCCGGACGCUUCUCAAGAACUGCGAGGAACACAACACGCCUCUUGGGUUCGACCGUAGCAAGGUUACCAUUGCGCUUCACGUCGCGCAUGCACUGACUUACCUGCACUCGUUGUCACCGCCAGUUCUUCAUCGUGACCUCAAGUCCAAGAACAUUUUAUUGACAGCACAGUUGGACGCUAAACUCACGGAUUUCGGCGUCUCUCGUGAGAGAUCCGACCACACUAUGACUGGAGGUGUCGGGUCCUCGCGGUGGAUGGCACCGGAGGUGAUGAUGGGCGAACGGUACGACGACAAGGCCGACAUGUUCUCGUUCGGUGUGGUGCUGGCUGAACUCGACCAGCAUCUGCUACCGUACGCCCAUGCCAAGGAGAAUAGUGACUCUGGCCGAGCGAUGCCCGACUUGGCUAUCCUGCAAAUGGUUGCUACUGGUAAGCUUCGCAUCGAGUUCUCCUCGGCAGCUCCUAAGGCUAUUAAGGAACUCGGCAUGGCUUGCGUGUCCAUUGACCCCAAGAACCGACCCACAGCGUCAGACGCGCUGUACAAACUCCACACCAUCUUAGCUCGCGGACUUUAGAGAUAACCCCCGUCCGGUAAAAUAUAAAAGAGCAUCAUCAUGCUCAAAUUUUUAGACGCACUA